AUGAGGACGAAACACAAGGCCACCGAGGUUAGACCAUCUGUUCAAGGUUCCCGUCGCCUGAAGACCACAGUUGCACAGGGUACGAAAGGUAACUCUUCAGCGGCUUCCUCAAGCUCGAAAAAACGGACGCCAGCCAAACGAAUAUCGGGUCCUAUGGGUAAUGGGGUGUUCGGGGUACGUGUGUUCAUACCAAGAGACCGCAAUCCUUGUUCACCCGUGCUUCACUUCGAUUUGGAGGAACAUAUCUCCUUCAAGCUCACUUUAAAAAAAAUCAGAGGGUGUGGAAACAACGACAUAUGUGCUACAUGGUAUAACAAAGCAAUGCACGACACGGUGAAAGCAAAGGUGAAAGAAUCUGGAUUUUUGCCCUUUUUGUCAAUACUGGGACAUGGAAAGAAAGGGGAUAGGCCAUUACUUGUGGCCUUAGCUGAGAGAUGGUGGGACACUACCCACACAUUCCACUUCGAUGAAGUUGGAGAGAUGACAAUGACCCCGACGGACUUCGCAGCUAUCACAGGAUUGCGUGUUGGUGGGAAGCGAUUAACGUACGACUUGGACAUUUACAGAAACAAGAACAAGGUGGUGAAAUUGUUUGGGAAGCCAAUUGCAGACCUACUGGCAGGGGAAAGGAGAGUGCCGUAUGAAAGCCUUUGCACUCCGUACUGGAAGAAGAAUCCGAAAGAUGAUAAAGAAGCUGACCAAAUUGCAAGGGCAUUUAUACUGUGCUUGAUUGGCUCCUCAUUCCUCAAUGACAAGAGCCAAUACGUGAGUAUGCACUACGCCCCCUGUCUGGAAAUAGUCUCAGACAUUGGUAAAUACGACUGGGGCGGUGCGGCGUUGGCUUGCUUGUAUAGAUCAUUGGAUUCUUGUUCCAGGGGCAGGUCAUCAAGCAUGGGCGGGUAUUGGAGGGCAUGGGAGGUAUGGGCUUGCGAGUACCUAAAGCCGUUUGCUUUAUCAAGGCCCAGUGGGACCUUGAACACGUGGCCCAGAACAUUGAGGUGGGUUGGUGCAAAAUCAAAGCGGGACUUGCAACAUCACUUGGAACAUUUUAGAGUGAUGAUGCGACAUCUAACAAAUGAUCAGGUUAAUUGGAACCCAUGGGGGACCAAUGAAUCCGACAUGCCGGAAGCCGUCAUAAAUAGUGUGUCGGCAACCCGUAAACGAAUCCUACUUGAGGGACCAGCUGGUUCAGCCUGGUUUUUGGGAGAGCGAGUCGCAAUGCAAAGUUUAGGCACCACAGAACCUCAAGUACCCAAAAUUCCACCGACGACAAUGCUUUCUGAUUAUAAGCUAACUGAUGAGGCAGAAGUCAGGGAAGCACUGAAUGGGUACCCCGCUUCAGAAUGGCUUGCAAAUUCAUCCAACUAUGGCCACUACAGAGAUGAGUACAUAAGGUACCGCCACUAUGAGGACUUGCGUGAAGCGGAAGGAGAAGAUCGAAAUCUCGUAGGGGCCAAUAUCAGGGUAGGAAACAUCUCUCCUCAGCUAUGGUCAGUGCGAAUACCAUGCUGGGCAGCCGAAAAUGGAAGUAAACUUGUGCGGAUACCGCGUGGCCAAGAUAGCCUUGAUCUACCAUUACCUGCUGGUGUGACACAUGUAACUGCUGAAGCUGCAACCGAGAUUUUAGAGCUGAAUGCUGGGUUGAAUGCCGUACUUUUUUCAACUUCAUUGGAAGCAAGCAUAGAGAUCAGUCGCCUACGGCAAGAGAUUGAGAAAUUGAAGAACACCUCGGGAACAACCAUUGCAAGUUCAGGUAUUGGUGAAGACGUCAUAGAUGAUGAUGCAGAACAUGAGUUUCGCACAAAAUUUAAAGCUGACCACCUAGGUACAAAAGGGAAGACAAAAAUUGUGAUACCAGAAGAGCAUGAAGAAGAUGAGGAAGAGGAAGAAGAAGAGGAAGAAGAGGAAGAUGAAGAGGAAGAUGAAGACGAUGGUUGGAUCGACGAGACAGACGUUGGGGAUGAGGAUGAGCAAGCCGAUGAGGACGAGGUUGGGGAUGAGGAUGAGGAAGCCGAUGACGGCGGGGCCGCAGCAAAGGGUAAUCUGACUGCAGAACAAGACUCCCCACUCCAAAAAGGCAAAGUUCAGAAAUGUCUUCGUCCACGUACCCCAAAGAGAAAGAAAACCAAGUAA
This is a messenger RNA of Prunus dulcis (almond), 2133 nucleotides long. RefSeq lists its product as uncharacterized. The coding region runs from base 1 to 2133 and encodes 710 amino acids. NCBI's taxonomy places the organism in Eukaryota, Viridiplantae, Streptophyta, Magnoliopsida, Rosales, Rosaceae. The record is from RefSeq and is a predicted model, not a curated record. Gene Ontology annotation, biological process: meristem maintenance; meristem development. The transcript has 8 exons.